AAAACAGAAUAUAUUUAUGGUUUAUUGCAGGAAAAAUGAAGUACAUCUAAAACGAAUAAAAUUGGAUUUAAAAUAUAUGGAAACUCAAAAUAAGAGGCUGAAGGAACACAUUAAAGAAAAAAUGAUACAAAAAUUUGGUUGUAAAGUGUCUUUGAUUAACCUUUAUCAGACUAUUUUGCAAAGAUUAAUUUAUGAUACAAAAAUUGAUGUACGGAAAAUUAUGAAGAGUUUAUCUAAAAACAUAGAAAAUGCAAAAUGGAAUUGUAAUAAAGGAUUAAUUGUUUUAAAAACUUUAAUUCGAAAUAAUACCGAAAAAUUAAGUUUCUUGACAAUAUUAGAAAAAGAAAAGAUCAAACUUAGAAAAAUUUUGAAACAAACUUUACUCUCAGAAGAAAAUAUGCUACAAAUAGAACAUGAGCACAAAGUUGACAUAGUUGCACUUGAAAAUAUUCUUUAUAAUCAAAUACAGCAAAAACAUAUACUGCAAUAUGAUAUAGAAAGUCUUAAAACUGGAUCAAGAAAAGUAUCUUCAAUUUGUUUGGAUUAAAAUACAUCAUAAAAAUACUAACUUUAAGUAUAAUUAUUGAUUAAUUAAUUAUAUAGUGGUUUAUUUAUAUAAUCAUUUAGCACUCUUGAAAAUAAAAUUUCUUGAAUUGGC
This is a messenger RNA of Bombus impatiens (common eastern bumble bee), 658 nucleotides long. RefSeq lists its product as uncharacterized. The transcript is spliced from 3 exons. The record is from RefSeq and is a predicted model, not a curated record. Bases 17 to 547 code for a protein of 176 amino acids. Lineage: Eukaryota; Metazoa; Arthropoda; Insecta; Hymenoptera; Apidae.